CUGGUUAUCGAAAAAAAGUGAAGCGUAAAAAACUAAACGGUACAUGGAAAAUUUAUUGUGCCUGUGUGCGUGUUUGUGUUUAUGAAAAAUAAGUUUAGGAAUUUGCAUUUGGUGCACCGCCGCGUUGGAAAAGCUUUGGCACUGAUUAACCAACGCCCGGGAGGCGUUCGCUGACAGAAUAUUCGUGUGUUUGCGAGCGGGUGUCUGUCUGUUCUGUGAGAGUGUCUCUCAGUGUGUUUGUGUGUACAUGUGUGUGUGUGUGUGGCCUGCUCCGUUCCGAUCCGUCCUCUGGUGUCUGGCACCUUAACACGACAACAACAAAUACGGCAGCAGCAACAGCAACAACAAUAAUAACAAAAACAACAACACACGCACAAUAAUAAGGCCCGUGACGUUGUCGCUGCCGUCACCGUCAGCAAAAUAAAAAGACCAAAACUAGCAGAAAAACAAACAUCAAAAGUCGCAUUCAUUCUUCUCGCGGCCCAACUCUAGGCAUUGAAAUUGAUUAUCCCAGAGUUACCGGAACAGCCUCAACACGAAUUACUUACCGCUACUCACCUUGCAGCGGCGAUCGACUGUGGUUGCCAGCGCCCUAGAGCCAGGAUCAGCCGCCCGGCUACCGGACUCGCCUUUAAUCAACAACAGCAACACUACCAGCAACAGCAACAGCUACAACAUCAAAGUAAAUAGACUAAGCAGCAGCGGUGAUAACCAAUCCCGGAGCCAGGGAUCCUGGCAAGACGCAACAACAGACUCCGGCAGCAUGAGCAUGGACCACUCCCUGACCGCCCUGCCCACGGUGGUGAAGGAGGGAUGGCUUCUGAAGCGGGGCGAGCACAUAAAGACCUGGCGACAACGCUACUUUACGCUCCACUCGGACGGAGCACUGAUGGGAUACCGCAGUAAACCGAACGACAGCUCCAGCACCCAGUCGGAGCAGCUGAACAACUUUACAGUGCGCGGCUGUCAGAUUAUGUCUGUGGACCGGCCCAAACCCUUCACCUUUAUCAUCCGCGGCCUUCAGUGGACCUCUGUGAUCGAGCGAACGUUCGCAGUGGACUCGGAAUUAGAGCGUCAGCAAUGGACGGAGGCUAUCCGGAAUGUCUCCAGUCGGCUAAUCGAGAUGGGGGAAAUGGCCAUGUCACCGUCAGUCCAGACCGAUAUGGCUGACGUGGAUAUGGCUGGCAUUGCCGAGGUGGAGCUCUCUGAGCAGUUCUCCGUGCAGGGUACCACCUGCAACAGCAGCGGCAUUAAGAAAGUGACACUGGAAAACUUUGAGUUCCUCAAGGUGCUCGGCAAGGGAACCUUCGGUAAGGUUAUCCUGUGUCGCGAGAAGGCCACUGCCAAGCUGUACGCGAUCAAAAUUCUCAAAAAGGAGGUCAUCAUCCAGAAGGACGAGGUGGCGCACACCCUGACCGAAAGUCGUGUACUCAAAUCCACAAACCAUCCGUUCCUCAUUUCACUUAAAUAUUCGUUUCAAACCAACGACCGCCUGUGCUUCGUAAUGCAGUAUGUCAACGGUGGAGAACUGUUCUGGCAUCUUAGCCACGAGAGGAUCUUCACCGAGGAUCGCACCCGCUUCUAUGGGGCUGAAAUUAUAUCGGCAUUGGGCUAUCUGCAUUCACAGGGCAUCAUAUAUCGCGACUUGAAGCUGGAGAAUCUUUUGCUGGACAAAGAUGGCCACAUCAAGGUCGCCGACUUCGGUCUGUGUAAAGAGGACAUCACCUACGGCCGGACAACGAAAACCUUCUGCGGCACUCCCGAAUACCUAGCGCCGGAAGUAUUAGACGAUAAUGACUAUGGCCAGGCAGUCGACUGGUGGGGAACUGGUGUGGUCAUGUAUGAGAUGAUUUGCGGACGUCUUCCGUUUUACAAUCGUGAUCAUGAUGUGCUUUUUACGCUAAUUCUAGUGGAGGAGGUGAAAUUCCCCCGAAAUAUAACAGAUGAGGCGAGAAACCUGCUCGCCGGCCUGCUAGCCAAGGAUCCAAAGAAGCGUUUGGGCGGUGGCAAGGAUGAUGUCAAGGAGAUACAAGCCCAUCCCUUCUUUGCGAGUAUUAAUUGGACAGAUCUGGUGCAGAAGAAGAUUGAACCGCCUUUCAAGCCUCAAGUGACAUCCGAUACGGAUACGCGGUACUUCGACAAAGAGUUUACGGGCGAGAGUGUGGAACUGACGCCGCCGGAUCCUACAGGGCCGCUGGGUUCCAUAGCAGAAGAGCCGCUUUUUCCGCAGUUCAGCUAUCAAGGAGACAUGGCCUCCACGUUGGGCACAGCGUCGCACAUUAGUACUUCCACAAGUCUCGCAUCGAUGCAAUAGAACAAGUUUACAAACUUUUACAAGCACACACAUCAUGUUCUGCUUCAUCACCUAUAACUAUACUAUACCUAUAACAUAUAGAAAUGGGCAAAAGAAAACAAAAAGCAAGAAAAUAUUAAAUAAUAAUUAUAUGAUGAUAACGAUGGCAAGCGAAGGGUUUUCUUGCUAAGUUAUAUAUACACACACACACACCAAUAUAAGAGAAUUCAUUUGAUAGUAACUUAUUUUUUCAUGACGUUGAGAAGAAGCUGGGUUACGUUGAACGAAAAAGGGGCAUUUGAAGCCGAAUUCGAAGUCGAAGCCGAGGAAAAUAAUUUACUACAUAUGAUUAUACACAUAUAUAUAUAUAUACACAUAAUUGUAUGUACAUUUAAAUACAACACUUGGGGCAUUGAGCUUGAAGUGAUUAGUUAAUUUUAAACGCAAGUAAACUCUUUAUUCAGGCGACUGGGAGGCGACUAAUGAGUUUGAUGCUUUCGUUGGUGAAACAGAAACUGGCAUCUUGGUAUCGCAUCGUCGCUGGUCGCCUAAUCAGAUCGAUCAUCCCACGAACACGCAGAUAGCACUCACCCCCAGAUACUUAGCAUAUAGCGAGAAUGAAGUUAAGUUAGCUGAACAGCAACAAAUCGAAAUACACACACUCAACAACACUCAACAACUCCCCUCCCAACACACUCGUAUAUAGACAUUAUUUAUACUCCAAAGAAGCAAAAAGAAACGGAAAUAUUUACGAGUUAUACAUAAUGUUAAAAUUGCCUCUAAUGUGCUGUGCUUUAUGCAAAACCACAACAACCGAAACAAACUAAUAGUUAAUAAAAUAAGCUUCCGAAAAUCACAAAGGUUCAGAUAAAAUAGGCGCCAAUAAUAUAAAAAUUCUGAAUUCUGAAUUAUGACUUUUUAAGUAGAAAAACGGCAGGAGAAUAUUUUUCAAAAACAAUAACAGUACACAAAAAAAAAAGAAAAAAAUAAUUAAAAUUGACGCCAUUUUUAUUAUAAUUUUAUACGAAAAAUAUAUUUGUACAUAUUUAUAUAAAAUGCGAAAAAAAGAAAAACUUUUUAAAAAUUCAAAAAAAAAAAAAUAAAAAUAAAAAUAAAUAAAAAAUGAAAAGCGUCAGGUGGUGGAUAGGCCACGAAAAAGGUGUAACCUUUGAGACAAGAAAAAAAUUUUAACUUUGUCAUUUAAUUUUUGGCAUUGAGAGUUCAUAACGAGUUUUGUAUACUUAGAGCAAGUCAGGCAAAUAUAUAUUUAAAGAUAUAUAUAUAAAACAACCACAACAGACUUACACAUAGUUCCACAAGGAAUAUUUAAAAGAAAAUUAUAUAAACCGAGAAACCUAAAAAGAAUAAAGAAUUUUUUGAUAUU
Drosophila ananassae is the source of this 3677-nucleotide messenger RNA. RefSeq names its product RAC serine/threonine-protein kinase (gene Akt). Gene Ontology annotation, biological process: protein phosphorylation. The record is from RefSeq and is a predicted model, not a curated record. Gene Ontology annotation, molecular function: ATP binding; protein serine/threonine kinase activity. The transcript is spliced from 7 exons. Bases 764 to 2314 code for a protein of 516 amino acids. NCBI's taxonomy places the organism in Eukaryota, Metazoa, Arthropoda, Insecta, Diptera, Drosophilidae.